UGUCCGCGGUUGAGAACAUGGCGGAACGACUACAGGACCUGGAUGUCACGAAACAACCACCGGAAAGUCUGGAGGCGACUGCGAGCGAAAUGGUACAAAGUCUCAGUAAUAUCAUCGAGGCAACUGACACGACUGUGGAAAAAACGAAAGCAGUGACGGCAACGGCAAGCAAAGACUCCAUACAAGAGGAAGACCUCUUAGCCAUGACUCCGGAUCAACUGGACCAAGCGAAAGCUGACAAACAGAGGGCGAAGGAUGAAGCAGAGCAGAAAGAACAGAAGGCUACUGAUGCGGCAAAACAGGUGUCAACGAAAACGUUUAAAGCUGCCAAGGCCGUUUCUACUUUCGUUUUGAAAACGAAAACCCCUGGUUCACCCCCGGUGGUUAUCGACUCGCCCAAACUGUCCAUGACACUAGAGAAGUCCGAACCUAGCAUGUUGGCAAACAAGACGGUGGACACUCGUGAGGGGUUUUUCAAGAUGCCAGCUGCGAUUGUAGCUGGACUGCAUGGAACUUCUGAUGCCGUUAAUAUUGAGGUGGUUUCAUCCCGAAAUAAUCCAUUCAGUUGGGGUCAAAGCGCAAACAACAUCAACAGUCCGGUGAUGUCGUUGUCGCUACAAGGACCAGAUAAUGAUGAAAUCGAAGUGAACGGAAUAGCAGAGCCAAUAGAAAUACGAAUGGAGAUAAACCCCCUCAAGGCACCGAUCGCUGUGACGUAUGAACCAGCCACGUUAACUCCGGAGGAGGACCUCUAUGGCGACUACACGGAUGUAGUGACUGACUAUACAUACCAUUGUUUUGACGUCACGAAUGUAGGCUACGAAAUGCACAUCGUCAUUCGACCCACGAAUCCAGACGUUGAAACAUUUGCCUAUUUGAAAGAAGGGGAAUACCCAUCUUCUGAUGAUCACAAUGUAAGUGUAGCCAUCCCGCACGAUGUGAGUGAUGAGAGCGGAAAGUACUCACAGGAGGAGCUGGAGGAGCUGCGUCACAGCAUCACCGUACCUCAGGACAUGAUCACACAGAAUGGUACCUGGUACCUCGCUCUACAGGAGAUGGAUCCAGGUAGCGAUGCCCCCAAUGGACCAAUGACGUCCAACUACUCACUUCAGAUCAUCUUUUUCGGAUGCAGAUAUUGGGACGAGGCAGGGGACAAAUGGAAGGGAGAUGGCUGCAAAGUCUCUGAGUACUCCACGUCCCGGGCUACAAUAUGCCUCUGCACCCAUCUGACGUCAUUCGGAGCGGAGCUGUUCACUCCACCGAACAUGAUCGACUUCCGCACCGUCUUCAACAAAAACAUCGGGGAGAACCCGUAUGUCCUGUGUACCAUCAUAGCGCUGGUCGUCAUCUACCUGGGUAUGGCACUCCUGGCCAGAAGGGCUGAUCAAAAGGACGUUCUCAAGUGGAGUGUCACAGCUCUCUCGGAUAAUCGGCUGAUAGACUCCUAUCACUACGAGGUUACGGUGUACACAGGCAUGAGGAAGGGUGCAGGCACAAAGUCCAAUAUCUUCUUCAUUCUGCACGGAGAUAAUGGCAAAAGUCGGACCCGACGUUUGGCUGGCAAAGGAAAGGAGUUCAGCCGGGGAAGUGUUAACCAGUUCCUGAUGAGUGAGAUGAGGGAUUUGGGUGGCCUGAUGUCACUACAGAUCUGGCACGACAACGGGGAGGAGAACAUGGACGGAUCCUGGUACCUGAACAGAGUACACGUGCGAGAUCUGCAAACAAAUGAAAGGUCCUACUUCAUCUGCGAUGAUUGGCUGGCUGUGAAUCUCGGAGACGGACAGAUCAAACGAACACUGCCGGUGGCAACUGAGAAGGAAAUGGUGCAGUUUGACCAACUCUUUCUCUCCACCGUGAAGAAGGACUUCAGUGACGGCCACCUGUGGUUCUCUGUGUUCUCCCGUCCGACCAGAAGUAACUUCACCCGAGUUCAGCGAGUCACGUGCUGCUUGUCUCUGCUCUUCUGUACCAUGGUGUCUAACGCCAUGUGGUACGAGACCGAGCAGAAGGUGAAGACGGUCCACGCCAUCACUAUCGGGUCACUGACCUUCACGUGGCACCAGAUGUAUGUCAGCAUCAUGAGCAGCCUCAUCAUCUUCCCGGUCAACAUUGGACUCGUCACGCUCUUCAGGAAAGUUCGUCCGAAAGAAUCGAACCUCUACGAUGGAGUCAACUCCAACAAGAGAAAGAGUAGCAUCGUACGAACGCCCGAUGACAAGGGCAGCGUUAACAACAUAGACAUAGAGUCUGCAGAGAACAACCCCGGCGAUGAAACUCCUGCAAAGAAGCCGUUUCUGCUUCCUCCGUGGAUGGUGUACGUGGCGUGGAUCGUCGCCUUCCUUGUGACCUUCACGUCCGCGUUCUUCAGCGUGCUGUACAGUCUGGACUGGGGCCCGAAGAAGUCCGUCAACUGGCUGACGUCCAUGUUCCUAUCGUUCUCAUUAUCACUGCUAGUAGUGGAUCCAAUAAAGGUUCUGGCCGUCGCAGCCAUUCUUUCCUGUUUGCUGAAGAAGCCAAGUGAUGAGGACAACGACUCAGACGAAGUAAAAGCAAAGACUUUAGAUCAGGAUGACGAAUGGAUAUACGAAAUCCCACCCGAGGACAGCGAAGACGAAUACGAGGACGAAAAGAUAAAGGAGCCUGAUCCAGAGAUGUUGGCAAAGGCAAGAGAAGAACUCGCCACACAAGCGAAGAUGUCCGACCUGCUUCGGGAAAUCGCCCGAUAUUUCCUGUUGGUCCUGGUCCUGAUGUUUAUCGCCUACAGCCACAGGGAUCCAAACGCCUACCGUGCCGUGGAGACGUUUCGUGAUUCCUUCGUAAACGUCAAGCUUUCUUUGGAACAGGUUCGAACCCCUGAUGAUUUCUGGACAUGGGCGAACGAUACUCUCAUUCCAGGCAUCUAUACUGAGUCAUGGUACAACGGCAAACCUACCACCAUACGGGAGCAGCAGUUCCUGUCCGACAAGGUGUCCUUCCGUGUAGGGCCUGCCAGGCUGAGACAGCUACGAGUUCCGCCAAGUACGUGCUUCUUCUAG
Molecule: messenger RNA, 3035 nt
Organism: Branchiostoma floridae (Florida lancelet)
Lineage: Eukaryota; Metazoa; Chordata; Leptocardii; Amphioxiformes; Branchiostomatidae
Product: polycystic kidney disease protein 1-like 2
Exons: 17
Coding region: 18-3035 (1005 amino acids)
Biological process (GO): detection of mechanical stimulus; kidney development
Cellular component (GO): membrane
Molecular function (GO): protein binding; calcium channel activity
Source: RefSeq, a predicted model, not a curated record